Molecule: messenger RNA, 564 nt
Organism: Diabrotica virgifera virgifera (western corn rootworm)
Lineage: Eukaryota; Metazoa; Arthropoda; Insecta; Coleoptera; Chrysomelidae
Exons: 2
Coding region: 95-496 (133 amino acids)
Biological process (GO): sensory perception of smell
Molecular function (GO): odorant binding
Source: RefSeq, a predicted model, not a curated record
AUACUUGUUAUUCCAUCAUAUUAUUUCAAAACUAUCUAUAUAAUGGAACGGUGAAUCUACAAUCUACAUCAAUGUCAAUAUCAGCUAAACUAAGAUGAAACUAACAUAUUAUAUAUUAUAUAUUUUAAGUAUUGCUUUGGUCUGCUUAUCAGCGACCACAGCCAAUACCGAACGUCAAAGAAUAGAAAAAAUGAUUAAAGAAUGCCAAAAAGAAUCCCGUUCAACUGUAAAUGAAAUCGCAAACAUUAACAUUGGGGAUACAAACGCUGAUACGGGUAAGCAAGCUCUUUGUGUUCAUCGUAAAUUAGAAACACUGGAUCAGAAUGGAGACGUUAUUCCUGAUAAGUUCAAGCUACACAUUGAAGCUAUUACUGACGACAACGAUCAUCGGAAAGAGUUUCAAGAUAAAUGUGGCAAAACUCAGGGAAAAAAUCCCGAAGUCAAAGCUGUUAAUUUUGAUAAAUGUAUGCAAUCCGUCCAUGCUUCAUUUAUCUAAAAGGCUAUAAAAAUAUGAGGAAUGUAUAAAUAUAUAAUAUAAUUUCUAAUAAAAUUUAUUUAUAUUAA